GGUAAAAAAAAAAAAAAAGUUCGGAGGGUGAGAAAAAUUUCGGCAUUUUAUAUGCACGCGGGCGGUGAGCACUUAUCGAUAAGGUAGUGUUGUCUUGGCAUCCAACAACCGACGUCGUUUUAUGCCUCGUCAUCUAAACAGGGACAAUACCACUGUGUUGGUAUAGAAACAUAUCCAUUAUGGCCCGAUCGUUGAAUGUAAAUAGCGCUGCUUGGCUAUUUCCUUUUCGAGGAAUCCUAUACUAUUCUACGCAUCGCUUCCUCUGGCCCUUAUUCAAAGCUCGAUUAAUCCCGAUUAUCCUCCUUUCCACAUUUAUCUACGUACUCCUUUUCCUUUUCACAUACAUACCCCAGGUUGCGUUCCUCGCCAUUUUCCAAGGCAGAACCGCAUGGAUCAGCGGUGCCUUUUUGGUCCUAGGCGAAGGUGCAGCCAUCGUUGCUGCGCUAUUCGAAGCCUUCUUCGUCGACGAGACACUGGUGGAUAUAUUCGAUGCGGUGUUGGUUAACGAGGGUCAUGGGGAACUGGUCACGACGUCUCGGGUACUAUAUCCCCAGGGAGAUAAUAUCGUGCAGCGACUUGGAAAACCUACGAAGGGGGCGGUGUAUGCGCCGUUUUCCCUGAGACAGAUCGUUGAGUUUGUGAUCUUGCUACCGCUGAACUUGGUUCCCGUUGCGGGUGUGCCGAUGUUCCUGCUCUUGACGGGAUAUCGUGCUGGGCCGUUUCACCACUGGCGGUACUUUCAGUUGUUGAAUGUACCGAAAAAGCAGAGGAAGGAGCGGAUUCGCCAGAGGCAGCUUCAUUAUACUUCGUUUGGAACGGUGGCUUUGCUGCUACAGCUGGUUCCAAUUUUUUCAAUGUUCUUCCUGAUGACGACAGCUGUUGGCUCUGCUCUUUGGGCUUCGGAGUUGGAAAACAGACGUGGUCUGUUGGAGCAAAGACGUGAGCCAGCGAUUCCGAGAUAUAACGACGAGGAAGCGGCCUAAACGUGUACAUACCACCUGCACCAGGUGGGCGAAGAGAUACUACCGAUACUUACGAUUGAUGAAACUGAAUAUACCAAUGCCAUGUUUAUGUGAUAUGAUGUACUGUUUGGCUUGUUACAUUGGAGGUUAUUUACUGGCUUUGCGGCCUUUGCAAUGGAACAAAUUCACGUGAUAGUUUGGCUGCUUGCUUUGGCCUUAUCGCCACUCUGUACGUUAUAAGCGCAUCAAAGUUGACCAUAGAGCAUUAAAUUACCAUGCCCCGACUCUCGACCCGUUACCAUGGUCUCAAGGCUCACACAGUU
Aspergillus ruber CBS 135680 is the source of this 1285-nucleotide messenger RNA. RefSeq names its product EI24 domain-containing protein. Gene Ontology annotation, cellular component: prospore membrane; lipid droplet; ascospore wall. The record is from RefSeq and is a predicted model, not a curated record. Lineage: Eukaryota; Fungi; Ascomycota; Eurotiomycetes; Eurotiales; Aspergillaceae. Bases 180 to 983 code for a protein of 267 amino acids. The transcript is spliced from 3 exons.